Doryrhamphus excisus (bluestripe pipefish) is the source of this 3028-nucleotide messenger RNA. RefSeq lists its product as uncharacterized. Gene Ontology annotation, biological process: lipoprotein metabolic process; lipid transport. Gene Ontology annotation, molecular function: lipid binding. Gene Ontology annotation, cellular component: membrane; extracellular region. Lineage: Eukaryota; Metazoa; Chordata; Actinopteri; Syngnathiformes; Syngnathidae. The record is from RefSeq and is a predicted model, not a curated record.
CGUUUCUUUGCAGGAACUGAUACCGUGUCUCUUUGUUCGUCACUUUUGUUUUGGGAGGAACUGUAUGUGAAAUCAGAGUGGACGAGAGUCGAAGCCGGUAACCCAACUCUUUAACACUAACAGGUCACUCAACAUUUGCUAAACCAGUUUGUCGACUCCUCCAUGAAGGGAAGUGAAGCGUAACAACGCUUUGCCUAUGGCUCAGAUGUCAUACUUCUGACUCAACUAAAGGCGCCUCUCAAAGUUCUCCCAUCACAUGUUGCUUGAACAUGUUCCGCAGAGAAAAGAGCUCAGCACCCACAAUUCCCUCCCUUCCGCCAAGGCCCAGCAAACAGGAUCUGGACAAUCCCGUUACACACAGCUCCAGAGUACAAGAUGCAGGCGGCACCCAACAGGGAAGCAACCAUGAAGCCGAAAGUGUCCCAAAAUCCAAAAGAACUGUGGUGAUGGGAGUUAUGCAGAACCUCAACCCCUUCAAGACUUCAUCACAGACAACCUCCACAGUUGGCAAAAGUCCCACUGAUGACGUGCCAGAUGUGGGAACAAAUCCCACACAGAACACAGGAAUGCUAAAAGGGGUCAUGAAGAAGGUCAACCCGUUCAAGUCUUCCAGUCAGGUUCCUGAAACUGAAGGGUCUGAAUCAGCAGAACAGCACCCAGGAAUGCUGAAAGGGAUGAUCCAGAAAGUCAACCCAUUCAAGUCUUCUCAACAGCUACCAAAGAAUGAGCCUCAGGAUGCCGAUCACCAAGAGGCCAGAGAAGAAUCUAAUGACAAACAGAAACCAGGGAUGAUGACAAGUGUGAUACAGAAAGUCAACCCGUUCAAAUCUUCCCAGCCAAAGGACAUGCAGCCUGUCCAGUGUGACAUCUCCUCCAGUGAAGGAAAUCUGGCUGAUAACAACAACCUGGCCGAGAAACCGAAGACUGGGAUGCUGAAAGAGAUGAUGCACAAAGUCAUACCCUCAAAGUCGACUUCACAGGCGGCACAUGAAGAGACAGACUCAGUCACAUCUCUGAAGCAGGAUGUGCCACCAUUGUCAUGCAGCUCAGAGAGUUUAAAUGCUGGCGCAGUAGAGAGACAUUCUGUUUGGUACACAGAUGAUCCCAGCAACUGUGAGCUGAAAAGUCAACCAACUCAGCAAAUAAAGAAAAGAAAGACCUUCAGAAUUAAAAGAAUUCUUCCGAGUGGGCUGUUCGGCUCUGGAGCAAAGGACUCGAAUGCAAUGCCUGACACAGAGCCUUUGCCACAGGUGGAGGUCCAAACACUGGAAAUGGUCGAAAUGACUGCACUCAAUGAUGGAAGUGCUUUGGACCCUCUGGAGGAUGAAGAUGGACUGCUGGCAUGGUGGAGAACAGUUGAUGGCUGGACUGAGUGGAACGAGGCCACCCAGAAUGAUGACUCCGAAGAAGUGGUGGAAGAAGCGGCCGAUCGUGUCUUCAUGGCCGCUCGCCUCUUCGUUCGCCUCUUCAACCAGCGUGGUGCUUCUCUGCAGCAGCGCAUCCUCGAACUCCUCACGCUGGCCGAUGCCGCCGACAGCUUUCACAAGAAGACCGUUACGGCCAGUAUCGGCGGUGGGGUGGCCAGCGUGGCAGGCUCGGUCACCACCAUCACCGGUCUCAUCCUGGCCCCAUUCACGGCAGGAACGUCGCUCAUUGUCACAGCCGUGGGCAUCGGCGUCGCCACGGCGGGCGGCGUGGCCUCCGCUUCCGCCAAUAUCACAGACACCGUGCAUUCAAAGACUGACCGUAAGAAGGUGGAGAAAAUGAUCCAAGACUACCAGGAGGAGAUGAAUGACAUCAGGGAGUGUCUGGAGUUCUUGCAGGAAGGGAUGGAGACACUCGAGGAGUGGAACUUUGAGCAGUAUGCCGAGAGCAUCUCCAAAAAACAUCUCAACCAGAAUGUCAAACAUGUCAUGAAGGAGGGCGGCCGAGCCGGCAAGGCUUUGGUCAUCAACACAGAAAGCCUGAUCAGUACGGUUCAGGUCCUCAGCGUGGCGGGCGGUGCUGCCAAAGCAGCCCAGGUGAUGAGCGUCACCACCGGGGUCAUGUCUGGCCUCUUCCUGGCACUCGAUGUCUUCUUCUUGGCUAAGGACUCCGCAGAGCUGAGAAAGGGUGCAAAGACCGAGUUUGCUGCCAAGAUUCGAGAAGUUUGCAAGGACCUGCAGGAUGGGCUCCUGGAGCUGAACCGCAUCAAGGAAGAGCUACAGAAGACGAUGGAUGGCAUCGAGGUGGAGGUGGAGGAAGAGGAUGAGGAGAUAUUGAAGUCUGAUCUGAAGAAACUCAUUGAGCUUGAAGAAUGAAGAAACCAAAAUCAAACGCCUGCCAGGUUUACCGUUCUUCACGUUGACCAUGGCACGGCAUAGUGGAACCUCAGACGAGUUAAAUCAUUUCAAAAUGAAAGUAUUUAUAUUUUAAUAAUCCAAUUGUAUGUAUGUCUGUCUUUAGUUGAGCUUUUUUCAAUAAAGUUUGCGGACAACUUAGUUGCAACUGAGCCAGAGCCCUCAAUUGUUAGAAUUGCUAAAUAAAAUAGAACAAAAGCUGUGAUGCGGCACAUUGCUUUCAACACAAACAUCUCAACAAAUUACCCGAUCCUGAGUAUUAUCAAUUGCAAGCUAAUUGCAAUUAAAUCAUUAAAAGUGAUUAAAUUCGAAAUUUUUCUCAUCUAAUGUAGUUGGUAUGGUCAUAGCAGUAUAUUGGUUUGGAUUAUCAAAUUUAUAUUUUGUGCUUUAUCAUGCUCACAAGUGACUUAUCGCUAUUAGCAAGUUUUUUUUAAUGGUUUGUGAUACGAGUGUAGUGGUUAGCGUUCUGGACUUUUGGAGCGGACGCCUCAGGUUCAAAUCUCUACGAGUAAGCAUCAACGGUAUUCGUCAGGAAAUCCAUCCGGAAUAUAAAGGGCUCAAGCCAAAAAAUCAGGAUGCGGAUCAUGUAAUCAUAAUCAUGGAAAAGGCCGAAAGAAACAAACAAAUACGAUGCUGGCAGUCAAACCAAAUGCGGUAAGGCAACCAUGAGAAUUGUUUAACAACUUUUG